AUGUCCGGGCAGCUCUCUGCAGUGGCCAUGCUCUUCCUGUCCCUAGCUGUAAUUUUACAUGGCCAUCAAGUAAGAGAAAAAGAAUUUACAAAAACCAGAGACUAUCUUCAAUAUACCUCAACAGCAACAGGACAGACCACAACAAAACCUCUUCUACAGCUGACUAACCAAACACAUGAUGUAACUUUAGCAGUGAGAUCAAGGGAUGAUCACAUUCAAAUGGCUACUGAAACCUCCACCUCUGAAAACACAGAUCACACAGCAAUCAAAACAAUAAUCCCAGGAACUACAAAAAGCCUUCUCCCCAGCAGACCAGUUAGCUACACCUUUGUCACACCUAAUAACUCACACAUGACUGCUUCAUCUACUGAAGGUACCGUUGGCCUUGGUUCAGUGGCACAUUUACCAAUUCACACAACUGGAGUGAGUCCAUCCACUGUCAACCAGGUAACUGGGAGAACUCCCCAACCUGGUGGUCAGACUACCCUCUUCAAAACAUUUUUCACAGCAUCACACAAAAGCACAACCAAUCAGAAGCCAACACCACCCACCUAUGUCCCAGGAACAUCAGUACCUACACACAAGGACAGCUCGACAACUUCCCCUGCCCCCAUGGUUCCUGGGCCCACUCUUGCAACCCGGUCAUCACCAGCCAAGACUGGAACUUAUGAAGUCCUAAAUGGAAGCAGUCUCUGUAUAAAAGCAGAGAUGGGGAUAGAGCUGAUCGUUCAAGAAAAGGAUUCGGAUUUUGCAACUCAGAGACACUUCAACAUUGACCCCAGCCUAACCCACGCAUCUGGGAAAUGUGGCUUCCAAAAAUCCCACCUCUUCUUGGAUUUCCAGGGUGGAUCAGUAAACAUCACAUUUAUCAAGAUCACAGCUCUGGUAACAGGGCUUUCUUUAGGUCAGACAGAUUCUUUCCAGCUGGCGGAGCUCUGCACAACUGUAGCCCUAAGGACAUUCACCGAGAAGAGAGGGACUGAAGGGUACUUGCCAGAUGGGUCUGAUGAACCAGAUUCUCAGUGUGGACCUUAA
Messenger RNA from Peromyscus eremicus (cactus mouse), 1035 nucleotides. Its product is annotated as lysosome-associated membrane glycoprotein 3-like. The transcript is spliced from 4 exons. The record is from RefSeq and is a predicted model, not a curated record. The coding region runs from base 1 to 1035 and encodes 344 amino acids. NCBI's taxonomy places the organism in Eukaryota, Metazoa, Chordata, Mammalia, Rodentia, Cricetidae. Gene Ontology annotation, cellular component: membrane.